Molecule: messenger RNA, 1541 nt
Organism: Rhododendron vialii
Lineage: Eukaryota; Viridiplantae; Streptophyta; Magnoliopsida; Ericales; Ericaceae
Product: chloroplast envelope quinone oxidoreductase homolog
Exons: 4
Coding region: 199-1215 (338 amino acids)
Molecular function (GO): oxidoreductase activity
Source: RefSeq, a predicted model, not a curated record
AUUUUACUUUCUUCCCUCUCCCCUCUCUCUCUCUCUCUCUCUCAGAAACUCCUACUCGCGAAAUCCAAACAGUUUUACUCUGCUUUUGCACACUUCAUUGUUGCCUUGUCGCAGCUGUAAAAAAAUCGAAAAAAAAAUCACUGAAGACGAAAAAAAACACUGAUGGCAAAACAGGUAAAUUUUUUGUAGAGAAUAUUUAUGAGAGGAGAAUCAAUCAAAGGCAAAAUGGCCGGAAAACUGAUGCAUGCGGUUCAGUACGACCACUACGGAGGAGGAACCGCUGGUUUGAAGCAUGUCGAGGUUCCUGUUCCUACCCCAAAAAAGUAUGAGGUUUUGCUAAAAGUUGAAGCAGCUAGUUUGAAUCCAGUUGAUUGGAAAAUGCAGAAAGGCAUGCUCCGUCCUAUUUUACCUUCCAAAUUUCCUUACAUACCCGUUACUGAUGUAGCAGGAGAAGUAGUAGAGGUUGGAUUUGGAGUCAAGAAAUUUAAAUCUGGUGACAAAGUUGUAGCCUAUCUUAGUCCUUUUAGUGGAGGUGGGCUAGCUGAGUUUGCUGUGGCCAAGGAGAAUCUGACAGUUCCAAGGCCUCCUGAGGUAUCAGCAGCUGAAGGGGCGGGACUACCUGUCGCGGGCCUUACGGCCCACCAGGCACUUACCCAGUCGGCUGGGGUUAAGCUUGAAGGAAGUGGACCACGGAAAAAUCUUCUGAUCACGGCUGCCUCCGGCGGAGUAGGCCUCUAUGCAGUUCAACUAGCGAAGCUAGGAAACACAUACGUGACGGCCACUUGUGGGGCCCGCAACUUGGAUUUCGUGAAGGGCUUGGGGGCUGAUGAGGUAUUGGACUACAAAACGCCUGAUGGAGCUGCUCUGAAAAGCCCAUCCGGCCAGAAAUACGAUGCUGUUAUCCACUGUGCCAUGGGCAUUCCUUUCUCUGCUUUCGAGCCUAAUCUGAGCCCAAAUGGGAAGGUGAUAGAUCUGACUCCGAGUUUUGGUUCUUUCAUGACUUCUGCCGUGAAGAAACUGACAUGCUCGAAGAAGCAGUUGGUGCUGCUUUUGGCAGCUCCGAAAGGUGAGAACCUGGAUUAUCUUAUGCAGUUGGUGAAGGAAGGGAAGCUUAAGACUGUUAUAGACUCGAAGUAUCCUUUGAGUAAGGCUGAAGAAGCUUGGGCGAAGAGCAUGGAUGGUCAUGCCACUGGGAAAAUCAUUGUGGAGCCUUGAAAUUUCGUUUGUGGAAUCCUUCGGGUUACUCUUAUGGAAUUAAAGAGGGUAUGCUUGUGAUCGGUUAUACAUAGAUGCUGGGUGCUGCAUAAAGUUCAGGUGUUUGGUGAUGUGUUUUUCUGCUUUGUUGUGUUUCGGAUUACAGUAGACAUGGUGUUUUCAAGUACAUGACAGUAUUUGGUGGUUCUUGGUCAUCAGGUAGGUUUGGUUGUGUUAGUCAAAUGCGGAUCGUUUGUUUGUUUGUUCUGUACGAAACUACGCACUGAAUGUGCUUGAUUCCCCACAUAUAAUCGCAAAGCUUGUUGAGGGUUUUUUUUUUUGCGCAA